ACCACAUUCUACACAUAAAUGUGAAAGCCAGAUCUCUCUUCAAACCUUCCUACUGAAGCAAUGUCCGGCACCUGCGCACACAUCUUGGUCUACCCGUUCCAAUCAUCUGGCCACAUCAUUCCCCUCCUCGACCUCACCCACCGCUUCCUCACCCGCGGCCUCACCGUCACCGUUAUCGUCACCCCCAACAACCUCUCCCUUCUCGACCCACUCUUUUCCCGUCACCCCUCCUCUUCCCUCCAAUCCCUGGUCCUCCCCUGGCCCACCAUCACAAACUCGGCCCCCAGCCACCACAGACUCUUUGGCAUGUUGGCUGGCUUGCGUGAUCUCCAUUACUCAGCAAUUCUCCAGUGGUUCCGAUCACACCCUUCCCCACCCGUCGCAAUAAUCUCUGAUUUCUUCCUUGGAUGGACUCAAAAUCUCGCUUCGGAGCUGGGUAUAAAACGUGUUCUCUUCUCGCCCUCCGGAGCCUUUGGUUACUCCGUAGGCCAGGCAAUAUGGAAAGAGUUACCGAAGAAGGGAACAGACGGUGAUAUCGACAACGAAAAUUACAUCGUCACGUUCCAGACGCUACCGAAUUCUCCUAAAUUCGCUUGGUAUCAGAUAUCUCAUCUUUACAGAAAUACCAAAGAAGGAGACCCAGAUAGGGAAUUUUUCAGAAGCAACUCACUGAGUAAUAUGACAAGUUGGGGAAGAAUCUACAACACGUUCUCUGAGUUAGAACGCGUUUACAUCGAUCAUGCGAAGAAGGAAAUCGGUCAGGAUAGGGUUUGGGCUGUGGGACCCCUUCUGCCACCUGAGGAUGAUGCGGCUGACCUGGCAAACCGUGGUGGGUCCAGUACAGUCCAAUGUUCCGAGUUAAUGGCGUGGCUCGACGGCUGCAAGGACCAUUCUGUUGUCUACGUGUGCUUCGGGAGUCGUUAUGUUCUGACACGUGAGCAAAUGGAUGCGCUGGCAGCUGCGUUGGAGAAGAGCGGGGUCCAUUUCGUAUGGUGCGUGAGGUACCCCGGCAGUGGACCCACUUCGAGCGAUGACGGCGUGGUCCCAGAUGGGUUCGAAGAUCGUGUGACCGGGAGAGGGUUCUUGAUCAAGGGAUGGGCGCCACAAGUAGCGAUCUUGAGGCAUCGGGCGGUGGGAGCGUUUUUGACUCACUGUGGAUGGAAUUCCACGCUGGAAGGGAUUUCGGCUGGCGUGGUGAUGCUGACGUGGCCAAUGGGUGCUGACCAGUUUUCUGAUGCACGAUUGUUGGUUGAUCAACUUGGGGUGGGGAUUCAAGUGGGAGAGUCGACUCAGAUUAUUCCUGAUUCGACCCAGUUGGCUCGAGUUUUGACUGAGUCGGUGGAGGAGGACAUAGCGGAGAGAAGUCGAGCCAAAAAGUUGAGUGAGGCGGCGGCGAGCGCGGUGAUGAAGGGGGGAAGCUCGGAGAGAGAUUUGGAUGCAUUUGUUGAAGCGGUGAAUCAGCUUAGAACAGAUUGAUAACUAUAGAGAAUAAUGUUUGCUUUACCUGUUUUACACAUUAUGAUUUGUUGUGAUAGAAAAGCUGGAUGUUUGUUGCUUAAAAGAGAAAAAAGGGAGAAAAAAGAAUGUCAUAUAUUAUUGCCAAGUGUGGUAGGGUUGAUCUAUCAGACAAAAAGAAAAAAAGAAGUUAUGUAGGAUUGAAAUUUGGAAUCCUAAGAUUCCUAAAUCCUAACACCUCAUAAUCUCUGUUUUAAGAACUGUAUCAAAAUUUUAUUUUAUUGCAAAAGACCUUAAUUAACAUUUUCAAUUAAC
This is a messenger RNA of Rubroshorea leprosula, 1770 nucleotides long. Lineage: Eukaryota; Viridiplantae; Streptophyta; Magnoliopsida; Malvales; Dipterocarpaceae. The record is from the annotation of a GenBank genome assembly.